Molecule: messenger RNA, 16962 nt
Organism: Drosophila mojavensis
Lineage: Eukaryota; Metazoa; Arthropoda; Insecta; Diptera; Drosophilidae
Gene: HERC2
Product: probable E3 ubiquitin-protein ligase HERC2
Exons: 12
Coding region: 698-16237 (5179 amino acids)
Biological process (GO): protein ubiquitination
Molecular function (GO): ubiquitin-protein transferase activity; protein binding; metal ion binding
Source: RefSeq, a predicted model, not a curated record
UUGGCAGCCUCGCGUAGCAGGCAGAACAACGGCGACUAUUAAUUGAUUAAAUAUAUUUCACUUAACUUAAGAAAUGCAUAACAAACUAAUGUGCAUUGUUGUUGAACUUAAUCAACAAUUUACAGUAUAUUAGUGAGAUAAGUGUACUAAAUCAACGCAAGAGUUAUAUUGUUUUAUUUUUUUGUUAUUUUGUUGCUCACACACACAGACACAAGUGCAAUGAAAAUGAAAACUACGAUUCAUUCUAAGCCACUAUUUGUGCGUGUGUCUCUUGUCUGCGUGUGUGUGUGAAAAGGCUGUUCGCGUGUGUAGGUGUAUUGGUUAGUCUGACGACAUUGACUGAGCCUGCAACUGGGCCGACGGCCGCCCGCCCGUCCGACCGCAUGCUGCCCGCUGCCUCGUACAAGCAGCUAGUAACCGUUACUCUGCUUCUUCUUCUAAUCGUGUGUCUUGCCACAACAGAAGCAAGUAGAGAAUAAUCAAGAAUAGUCAAGAAAAAAAACGAACAAUAAGAAAGAGGAAAAAUAAACAAUAAAAGGAAAACAAUCAAAGGUAUUAAAAAGAAAAACGAAAGUCUUGGAAAAAAAACAAAUGUGCCAUGUUAAUAUUGGAUGCAGCAGCGUUUGCUGGAUUCCAGUGCUGUGAACACGUCUACUAAGGACACACAUUCCCUCCCACGCGCGCGCUCUCCCCCGCCAUGUUCACGUUCAAUCGGCUGGGCAACGCUGGAACGGCCUCUGCUGCUGCCGCCGCUGCAGCGGCCGCUUCAGAAGCUCCGGCACAUACGUCCAGCGGCUCCAGCAGCCAUGCCAGUGUUGCCACACCCAUCAGUGAUCUCUAUUUGCGCCCACUGCCCUACCUGGACGCCAAAUGGCUACGCGCCGAUCUCAUUGCCUGCCUGCGCAACGGUGCCGAGGGCGCUGUGCUCUGGAAUCAUCUGAUUCAGGAUUGUGAACUGGUGUCCUCGCCGACGGCGCCGCUGCUGAAUGCACGCGGCCAGCUCUCCUACCUGGGCGACGAUGGCAAACACUACUGUGGCGCCCAGGCGCUGCAGUGCGCCUGCUGCCAGCCCGAGUACUGCGGCCCACUCUCCGCCUGCAACUGUGACGGCUGCCGACCCCUCGACUCGGACAUGGCCAUCAAGAAGCUAACCUCGGCGGCGGCCCAGCAGGCAACGGCCGGGCAACUGCACGCCACAGAGCUGACGCUGAGCAGCUGGAUGUGGAGCCAGCCGCCCAACCAGCUAGCCAAGCACGACUGCCAGCGCACCAUGAUCGCUGAGCUCCACGACCUCUCGCUGCGCGCCGCCGGCAACUGCCUCUCGGCGCAGCAACUGCGCCAGCAGCUGUUCAUCUACGAAAGAUAUUUUGUGGCCCUCAAGCGAAAUCUACUGCAGCAGCAGCAGCAGCAGCAGAAUCAGCACCAGCAGCAGCUGCAAUCGACACAUCCCUCUUCAGCCACACAACAGCAGUCGGAGGACUGCACUGCGCCCGCUCCACCCGAACAGGAGCAGCCGCGACGCCCGCCACAGAUGGAGCCGGAGCAUGCGGCGCUGGGCCUGGCGCGCGUCGGCACACGAGCCGCGCUCAAUUUCAGCUUCGCCUUUCUGCGUCGCGCCUGGCGCUCCGGCGAGGAUAUGGAAAUGUGCAGCGAGCUGCUGAGUGAGGCUCUGGAGUCGCUGCAGGAGCUGCCGGAGGCGACGCUCUUCGACUCGGCCGCCCAGGUGUCACCGCUCUGGCUGGAGGUGAUGGAGCGCUCGAUCAAGUUUCUGCGUCUCGUCGCCCUCGGCGAUCCCAUGGGCGGGCGCUGCCUGGCCCCGCUGGCGGAUAGGCACACGGCUCUGUGCCUGCUGCUGGAGCUGGGCGUGCAGAAGGGCACGCUGGCCGCCACGCUGGAGUGCGUGGUGCUGCUGCUGCUGCUCUGGGAGAAGGACAACGACAAUGGCCAUGCCCAUGGCCACGUGCACGGCCACGCCCACGCCCACGCCCACGGACAUGGCGGUGUGAAUGGCGAUAAUCGUGACAUGCCACGCAAGUCGGGCGCUCCGCUGCUGCGCAUCCUGCAACGGUAUCAGCGCCUGGGCGCCGAGCCAGUGCAUCAUAGUCACAGUGGCUGCCCCAACCCAAACGUGGAGCUGCCAACGCCGCUGGCCAGCGCCACCGAAACGUUUCUGCGCUUUCUCAUGCUGCCCAAGAGCUCGGCGGCCAUUGUGGAUCUGCGGCGUGCUGCUGUGGUCAUCAUCUCUCAUCUGGAUCGACUGGUGCAGCCGCAUAUGCCGCAGCGAACGAAUCUCAUGCCCACAGCGGCACCGGCCACGGCCACGCCCACAACGACGCCCACAAACAUGUGGGAGCAGCAACGCGUCUAUGCCCUGGGCUGGCCGGCGCUCUCCAAGGAGCAACCCGGCUUCAACGUGGAGCCCGCCCUGAGCUGGAGCAAUGCAUCCGCACAGCAGCCGCCGGCACCGCCACCGCCGCCGCUGCUCCCCUGCAAGUUCCAGCUGCAGCAGGUGGCCUGCAGCGAGGAUGUGGUGCUGCUGCUCAGCAAGGAGGGCAAGCUCUACAACUGGCACAUUGCCAAGCCGGAGGCGGAGCCCCAGCAGCUGGACUUUGCCGAAAUAGCCAACGAGACGUUCAUCUCCAUAGCCGCCCACUGCGAGGGCCGCCACUUCCUGGCCGUGGACAGCAACUUUAACGCCUAUUCGUGGGGAGUCGGAGACAGCCGGCGCUUGGGGCACGGCGAUUGCCAUGCCCGUGAGCUGCCCACCAAAAUCGAGAGCUUGGUGCGCCUGGUCAAGUCCGUCUACUGCGGCUGCUCCUACAGCGCGGCCAUCACGCUGGGCGGCAAUCUCUAUACGUGGGGCCGCGGCACCUACGGCCGUCUGGGACAUGGCACCUCGGAUGAUCAGUGUCUGCCGGCCAUGGUGAUGGCGCUCAAGGAUCACCAGGUGGUGGACGUGGCGCUGGGCAGCGGCGAUGCCCAUACGCUGUGCCUGACCAGCGAGGGACUGGUCUUUGCCUGGGGCGAUGGCGACUACGGGAAGCUGGGCAACGGCAGCUGCAACAGCAGCCUCCUGCCGCAGCUCAUCGACUGCCUGCCGCGGGUGCAGCGCGUCUUUGCGGGCGCCCAGUUCUCGCUGGCGCUCAGCUGCGAGGGCCAGCUCUACAGCUGGGGCAAGGCCUCCUGCCUGGGCCACCAGCUGGUCGAGCGCAACGUGCAGGGCUGCAGUGUGCCCAGAUUGAUAACCGGCCUGCAGCACAAGCGCAUUGUGGACGUGGCCGUGGGCGUGGCCCACUGCUUGGCGCUGAGCAGCAGCGGCGAGAUCUUUGGCUGGGGUCGCAACGAUAAUCAGCAGAUCUGUCCCGCCUCCGUUUGCAGCGAACCGCUGCUCCGGCAGCCCAUCCAGGUCACCCUGCCCACGCUGCCGGCCAGCGGCAUUGCCUGCACGGCCGCACAGAGCCUGAUCUGGACGCAGAGCACGCGGCAGGGUGUGCCGUUGCGUGCGCCGUUUGUCAUCGACCUGGGCGAACCCACAUUCCGACUGCUCGACCAGCUGCUGGGCAUGUGCAGUGCCAGCACGGCGCAGGAUAAUCGCCAGACACCCAACCAGGAGUCCGAAUGCAUUGCCGUCGCCUGCCUCAAUCUGGUGCGGCUCCAGCUGCUGGCGCUGAUCGCCAACGGCGUGGAGCCGCGCACCGUCGGCCUGGCCAGCGGCGGGCGACUGCUCAACAGCCUCAAGACCCGCAUCCUCAGUCUAGCCGGCGGCAGCCAGGUGCUGCGCACCAUCCAAGUGGCCGCCCAGCAGGCACUCCAGGAUGGCUGGAGCGUCCUCCUGCCGACGGCAGCGGAACGCGCACAGACGCUAACGGCACUGCUGCCCUCGGAGCCGGGGCAGGCCUGCUCGCCGGGACAUCGCUUCAUGACAGAUCUGCUGGUCAGCUCGCUGAUGGCCGAGGGCGGCCUGGAGACGGCGCUCCAGCACGCCAUACGGCUGGAGAGCAGCUCCUGCUCCACGGAUUGCAACGACGGCGCACAUCUGCCGCUGCUGCAGCUGAUCACGCGGCUGCUGGGCAACAAUGCAUCGCUCACACAGAGUCGCCUCUCCCUGACGCUGUUGGUCAAGCAGCAACAGCAACAGCAACAGCAGCAGCAGCAGCAGCACCAGCAACAACAGCCCGCAGAGGAGGACCACCUGCACCACCAUCACCACCACCACCAGUACCAGCACCACCUGUACCACCAGCAUCAGCAUCAACAUCACCAUCACCAGCAUCAGCAGCAGCAGCAACAGUUCCUGCUGCAGCAGCAGCAGCAGCCCGGCACGAGUCCCAGUCUCUGUUUGCUGCAUCGCUUCCAGCGGCUGCUGCUGGCGCACAUUCAUCAGGCGGGCCCCGAGGAGGACACAACGGGAGCCGAGGCGCUGCUCGCCCAAUACCUGCACAGCCUGAUUCCGGCCUGCGUCAGCACGCUGCAACAGGCCCAGGAGCUGGCUCUGCAGUGCCGGGAGUCGGGCGAGCUGGUGACGCUGGGCGCCCAGCUGUUGGGCGCCGCGCUGAAUCGUGUGCUCCAGUCGGACAUCUCGGACGCGCUGCUGCACGAGCUGCUGGUGGGCCUGGUGCUGCUGAAGCGGGAUCGCCCCCAGUGCCUGGCCAGCCUGCGCUGGGCCCGCCUCUUCCUGCCGCUGCUGCGCGUGCUCGAUCGCCUGAACCGCGCCCUGGGCGAGGGCGAACUGCGCGACAACGACGACAUGGGCUGGCCGGGCAUCAUUUGUCGCGGCGGCCCCAAAAGCGGAGCACCGCCCCCAGCUGCCGACCCAGAGACGCACUACGUCCGGCGCUGCGACAUGGAGAAUCUGCUGCUCGACGGCGGACGCUGCAUCAUUGUGGCCGGCUACGUUUGUGAUCUCAAUGGCUACAACUGUGAGUCGGAUAACAUGCGAGCCCUGCUGGAUCUGGGUCUGGGCAAGGAUCUCAGCGCGGAGCUGAGCACGCCGGCGUAUCGCAGCGCCAUGGAGCAGCUGCUGCAGCACCACAAGCUGGGCAAAUAUCUAGCCAACCAGAACGCCAACGAGGAGAAGACCGCCACGCCGGGUGCCACCCGCCUGACGCACUUCAGCUCGGAGUGUGCGCUGGCCCAGCUGCUGGGCCUGGUCGCCAAUCUCAUGUGCAGCGGUCCGGGCCUGCAGCCAGCGGAGCUGCAGUGCCGUCAGCUGGACAAGUCGUCGCUGCUCAGCGGUGGCCUGCUCAUGCUGCAGCCCAACAAUCCGUUUGACGAGGAGAAGGGCGAGGCGCGCAGCAGUCACAGCACGGCGGGCAACACGCCCACGGAGGCACCGCUGCCGCCGCCACCCAAGGCGCAGCUGCAGAAUCGCGUGGACAGCUUCAUUGCGGGACUGGCGGAGGCGCGACUCAGUGACCCGCUGGUGGCCAAUUGGCUGACACUGACCGAACGCUACUGCAAGGCGCACAAUUUGAUGUGGCACCAGGAGUUCGCCACCGAGCAUCCGGUGCAGGAGCUGGAGCGUCUACUGAGCGCCGUUCUGUUGCGGCAUCAGUGCCUGGGCGGCUUGGUGCUCAGCGCUCUGGAGGCGUUGCCCUUGGGCGAACAGCAGCAACAGCAACAGCAACAGCAGCAGCAGCAGCAGCAGCAGUCGCUGCCCAAGCAGCUGGGCGAGAUCAUACGAUUGGUGCACCAGGCCAAGUGGUCGGUGGUGCGGACGCGGCAGCAGCUCAAUCGCAGCUACAAGGAGGUCUGUGCGCCCGUGCUGGAGCGUCUGCGUUUCCUGCUCUACGAGGUGCGUCCCGCCAUCAGUCCGCAGCAGCGCGGACUGCGCCGGCUGCCAAUUUUGCAGCGUCUGCCGCGAUUCCGGCUGCUGGUGCGACGCCUCCUGCAGGAGCUGCGCACCGCCAAGCAACAGCCGGCGGCCAAGCCCGAGGAUCUGCUCAAUGCCAGCAUCCAGCAGCAGCAGCAGCAGCAACAAGCUGUUGCAACGGAGUUGCUCAUCUAUGAUCACGAACAGCAGCAGCAGCAGCAGCAGCAGGAGGAGGAGAAAAAUAAGCCCAAGCAGCAGAAGCAACUGGACGAGGAGGAGUCGCUGCUGCGCCGCCUCAACGAACGCCAGCUACAGACGGACAUCGAGCUGGAUGCGACGCUCAUGCAGGACAUCGUGGACUUUGCGCUCCAGGACAGCUGCGACGUGGAGACGGUGCGACGCGCCAUGUACUGCCAAAUGCAGCGCUUCCAGCUGCGUCUGGCCGGGCUGCAGCUGGUGCAGCAGCUUCUGGAGCUGCACGGCCUGCUGGACGCCGCCCAGUACAGCCUGCUCAAUGGCUACCUGGGACUGCAUCUGAAGUCGGCGGCCAGCGGAGCGUCGCCGCAGCAUGUGCUCGGCCAGCUGAACAUGGUGAGCGCGUACCAGAAGGCACGCCUCCUGCUCGCCCAGUCGCGGGUCCUCGACUGGGCUGUGCGCGAGCUGCGUCGCCUGGUCAACCAGGAGCAGCAGGGCGCCGCUCGCGGCAAGGAUAGCUGCAACCUGAGCACCUACGUGCUGCUCAAGCGCUUGCCACGUGCCCGCUUCCUGAUCAGCGUCUUCGGGCUGCUGGCCAAGGAGCUGGGCGCCAACGAGCUGGGACUGCUCAUCAACUCGGGCCUGCUGGGCACCGUCCUGGGCCUGCUGGCCCAGACGGGCGGCGAGGGCAACGUCAAGCCGAACAACUGCGAGCUGAGCGUCCUCUACGAGGACAGCGUGCUGAAGCAGAAGUGCAGCAAGGCGCAGCUGAGCGGACCGGAUCUGGCCAAGCUCAUGAAGAUCGGCACGCGCAUUGUGCGCGGCGCCGACUGGAAGUGGGGCGACCAGGAUGGCAAUCCGCCGGGCGAGGGGCGCAUCAUCAGCGAGGUGGGCGAGGACGGGUGGGUGCGUGUCGAGUGGUAUACGGGCGCCACCAACUCCUAUCGCAUGGGCAAGGAGGGCCAAUACGAUCUUCAGCUGGCGGACAGCGCUCUCAAUGUUGCCUCACCGACGGAGCCAGAGCGCGAGGAGCUGGGCACAUUGGAGCCACCGCCCAGCAGCGAAUCGCAUCCCACUAAGCUUCUGAGGCACUGCGCCUCCAAGCUGCUGCAAAUCCUGGCCGUGGGCAGUGGCCUGCACGGCGCCCAGCUGGACAAGUACGCGCUUCGUGGCAUCACGAGCAUGUUCCGUGCUAUAGUCGAUCCGAAGCCGGCGCUGGCCAAUGUGGUGCACUGCCUCAGCUGGCUGAACCUUGGCUUUAUACGUGCCAUAGCAGGUGAUUGUCCACGGCUGUGCCUGGAGCUGAGCUCCCCGAAUUGGCUGUCGCAUUACUUUGCGCUGCUGGAGCAGCCGGCGGGCACGGAGCGUGGAGUGUAUCGUCAGCUGCAUUGCCUGCGCCUGAUGCAGUGCAUCCUCAGCUCGUGGGGCGUGGAGCAGGAGCCGCGCAUGGCUGGCCUGGUGCGUCAGCUCUUCGCCACGCUCGGACGCAUCGCAUUGCAUUGUCCGGGCGAUGUGACACUGCAGCCGGUGCAGGAGGGCGGCAAGGCGCGAGUCCUGCUGACCGCCUCCCACUCGGGCAGCGUGGCCGAGGAGCUGGUGGCACUGCUGCGUCGCCUGCACACACUGCCGCAUUGGAAUGCGGUGAUCAACUCGUUCCUGGCACAGAAGCUCUGCGUCGCCGCCGAGCUGCUGCAGGGCGAAUCGCAGCUGCCGCAGACGCCGCUGGACACGGAGCAGAGCCUGGUGCUGGGCGUGCUGAGCGCCAUGGGUGGCUACGACUUGCGUCCGCGUGUCGGCCUCCAUUGCUUCCACGAGGGCAGCCACAUGAUCAUCGCCAGCUUCACCCACAAAGGCCGCUGCCUGCUGGCCUACAGCGCUCCGCCGGCGGUCGCCAAUCUGGCGCAGGGCUUGGUGAAGGUGCCGCUGGCAACGGUGCUGCCGCAGCUGGACCACAGCGUGUUCAGCCUGACGCGUCUGCCCAUGAACGAGAUGCUGCUCAACGCCUGGACCGUGCUGCUCUAUGGCGCCGCCAGCCCCAGCCCCAGCUCCAGCUCGAGCGCCGGCAACUGGGAGCUGCUCAAUGCGGGCGAGGGCAAGCUGGACGUGCGCUUGCUGCGCAGCCAGCAGCUGCAGCUGGCGGUGCUGCACACGAACGGUGUGCUCUACCGGCACCAGGCGGCGCUGCGCAAGAUACUCAAGCAGCGGGCGCCGGCCAGCGUCUACAGCAGCAACGAGUGCAGCGAGGAGCCGGAGGCGGAGGCGCUCAACGAGGCGGAACUGGAGCUGCAGUCGGAGCACACGGAGGCCAACAACAGCAGCAGCGGCAACCACAGCAACAACAACAACGACAAUGGCAACAACAACAGCCAUCAACCGUCGGAGCAGCUGCUCAUACAGGUCCUGCUGCUGCGCGCCACGCAGCCGUCCCCGGUGAAGGCGUGCUAUAGCUAUACGGAUCUGGCCACGGCGGCGCUCAACUGCGUCCAGACGCUGGCCAGCCAGGCGUAUCAGCAGCUGAACGCGGAGAACGCGCUGCAGCCGGUGCACUUGGCCAGCCCAGCGCAGCCGACCAUGGUCCAUGGCAUCGCCGUUUACAAUGUGGCCAAGGAGCAGUCGGCGCCUGCGCCAGCGGAUCAGCUCAGCCAGGCAGCGCCGCCGGCUAGCGAUGCACAGCUAAUUGAGCAGAUUAUGGAAAUGGGCUUCACGCGACGCAAUGUGGAGCUGGCGUUGAAGCAGCUGUCGCUGCAGGCGGAGGCUGUGCCGACGCCGGAGCAAAUCGUCCAAUGGAUACUGGAGCAUCCGGAUGUCUGUGCGAAUACCAUCGAUGUGGAGGCAGUGGAGCCGACAGCGGCGGCAGCAGCAGCAGCGGCCGCCAAUGGCAGCAGUCGCAGCAGCAGCAGCACCACCACCACCACUAGCACCACCAGCACCACCAGCAGCAACAGCAGCACCUGCUCAUCCUCCGACACGGUCGAGGAUCAGCCGGUGCAGAAGUUCGAUACGCGCAAAGAUUUUCCCACUGCCGAUCAUUAUGCGCUCUAUGUCCGGGGAUUGGUGCGUCCGGGCAUGCUGGUGCGUUGCUGUCGCGACUUCGAGGAGAUCAAGCAGGGCGACAUGGGCACCGUGCUCAUCGUGGACACGGAGGGGCUGCACGAUCUGAACGUGCAGGUGGAUUGGCGCAAUCAUGGCAGCACCUACUGGGUAUGCUUCGUGCACAUCGAACUGGUGGAGGCGGCACAGCCGGGAGCACAUUUACUCCCACUGCCACGCCCGCCGCCGCCCAUAGCUGUGGGCGCCCGGGUGAGGCAACUGAUGCGGCUGGGCGGCUCACGCAGCCAGCUGGAGUACGGCCUGGUGACGGCGAUGCGGGGCAAGCAGCUGACAGUCGAGUUUCCCGACCAGCCCAACUGGCAAGGUCACAUCAACGACGUGGAACCGAGUCCAACAGUCGCUGCGCCGGCGACGCCGGGGACAGCCGGAGGCGCAACAGCAGCUGCUGGACAAGCUCCGGCUGCGGCUGCGGCUGGGGCUGGGGCUGCGACAGCUGCGUCUCAAGCAGAUCUCAUUGAGGAUUGGUCGCGCUGCAUACGCUCGCUGAGCGUGAGCUCCAAUGAGGCGGCAGCGAAGCAUCUGCUAGACGGCAGCGGCCUGGCCUGGCAGAGCUGCUCGAGCGGCGCCUGCCGGCAUUGGAUACGCCUGGAGCUGCACGAUCGCAUCCUGGUGCACAGUCUGGCGCUGCGCGUCAGUCCGGAGGAUCAUUCGCACAUGCCGUCGCUGGUGGAGGUGCGUGUGGGUGACUGCAUCGACAGCCUCAAGGAGUACACAUGGGUGCCCGUGGGAUCGACCGUGAAUCGGGUGGUGCUGAUGCAGCAGGCGGUCUCCUAUUAUCCCUGGAUCGAGAUUGUGAUCAAGCAGUGCCAGAACAACGGCAUCCAGUGCAAGGUGCACGGCAUCGAGUUUAUCGGACGUCGCCAGCAGCCGGACAUCCAGCACAUGCUGGCCAAUGCCCAGUUCCUGGCCUGUGAAUAUGGCAGCACGAAUGGAGGCGCGGGCGCAGCGGCAGCGGCGGCUAUGGCCGCAGCAGCAGCUGCCGGAGGAGCAGGAGCAACAGCCGGAACAUCGAGCAGUGCGCCAAUAGCUGAGAGCCUAACCGGGCAUACCGACCAGGAGCUGCCCUGCACGGUCAUGGUGUGGGGCCUCAACGACAAGGAGCAGCUGGGCGGCCUGAAGGGCUCCAAGGUGAAGGUGCCCACCUUCUCGCCGACAAUAAGUCGCCUGCGUCCCAUCCACAUAGCCGGCGGCUCGAAGUCGCUCUUUGUGGUGAGCCAGGAUGGCAAGGUCUAUGCCUGCGGCGAGGGCACCAAUGGACGACUUGGCCUCGGGGUCACCCACAAUGUGCCGCUGCCCCAUCAGCUGCCGGUGCUGCAUCAGUAUGUGGUGAAGAAGGUAGCGGUUCACUCGGGCGGCAAGCACGCCCUCGCCCUGACCCUGGACGGCAAGGUGUUCAGCUGGGGCGAGGGCGAGGACGGCAAGCUGGGCCAUGGCAAUCGCAGCACGCUGGACAAGCCGCGACUGGUGGAAGCGCUGCGCGCCAAGAAGAUACGCGACAUCGCUUGCGGCUCAUCCCAUUCGGCGGCCAUCAGCAGCCAGGGCGAGCUCUACACGUGGGGAUUGGGCGAGUACGGGCGACUGGGCCACGGUGACAAUGCCACCCAAUUGAAGCCCAAGCUGGUGGCUGCGCUCAGUGGACGUCGGGUCAUUCAGGUGGCCUGCGGCAGUCGCGAUGCCCAGACGCUGGCGCUGACCGAGGACGGCGCCGUCUUCAGCUGGGGCGAUGGCGACUUUGGCAAGCUGGGACGCGGCGGCAGUGAGGGCUCCUCGACGCCGCACGAGAUCGAGCGUCUCUCGGGCAUCGGCGUCAUCCAGAUCGAGUGCGGGGCCCAGUUCAGCUUGGCCUUGACCCGAGCCGGCGAAGUGUGGACCUGGGGCAAGGGCGACUACUAUCGCCUGGGCCACGGCGGGGAUCAGCACGUGCGCAAGCCUCAGCCCAUUGCCGGACUGCGUGGCCAUCGCGUCAUCCACGUGGCCGUCGGUGCGCUGCACUGCCUGGCCGUGACGGACGCGGGACAGGUCUAUGCCUGGGGCGACAACGACCACGGACAACAGGGCAGCGGGAACACCUUUGUGAACAAGAAGCCGGCCCUGGUGAUCGGGCUGGAUGCGGUGAUCGUGAAUCGUGUGGCAUGCGGCAGCUCCCACUCCAUGGCCUGGGGUCUGCCCAACGCCAGUUUGGAUGAGGAGAAACGCGGCCCGGUGCCCUUCGGCUGCACUCGGGAUCCGCUCGGCGGCAGCAGCCUGGGCAUCUACGAGGCGGAGACACAGCAGCAUACGCACACCACGCCGGAUAUGGCCGGCAAGCCGGACGUGCGGCCGAGCACCUCGGCUGCAGCAGCGGCGGCAGCAGCAGCCGCGGCUGCCUCCUGCUCAGCGUCGGGCUCUGGCGCCGCCACCGGCUCGACUCUGGCCAGUCUCAGCGAGAGCCUGGCACUGGAGACGCCAGCCGCACGCCAAGCGGCACUGGGACAUGUGCUCCGGGCAAUGAGCAUCUUGCAGGCGAGGCAGCUCAUUGUCGCCGCACUCACCAGCCACAGCAAGGUCAACUACAAGGAGUCGGCGGCCAGGCAUGCCGGCGCGCACAUCGAACUGGAGGAGCAGCUGAACACGGCUGCCGGCACUGGGAGUGGAUCGGCAGCAGCAACAUCAGCAGCAGCAGCAGCAGCAGCAGGAGGAGCAGGAGGAGGAACUACGAACACAGCAGCAGCAGCCGCUGCCGCAGCCGCAGCUGGAGCUACGACUAUUGCCCAGGGCGGAGGCGAGGCACCAGCGGAUGCCAGCGAUGUAGAGCCACAGGCGCAGCAUAGUCCAGAGGAGAUGCCUUUGCCGGCGGCAGUGAUGAGCUCGGGAUUGAGCGCCUUCCAGAGCCUGACCGGCUCACUGUCCAUGUCGGGCAUGUCGGCGGGCUCGCACUCGCGAAUGUCGGCCAGCGCGAUGUCAGUGAUGGCCGCCACGAUGACGCAGCAGGAGGAGAUGCUGGCCCAGUUCAGUCACAAUCACGGACUGGACGAUUUCGGUGCCCUGCUGCAGGAGGCGGAGGCGAAGAGCCUGGUCGAGCUGCUCAAGCUGGCGGUGUGCGGACGCUGCGGCCCGCCCAGCACCGCCCAGACCAUAGCCGAGACCCUAAUCUCGCUGAGCAGCAAUGCGGGCAUUGCGGCCAUGCUGCUGGAGACGUGCAUCACGGAGCUGGAGGAUCUGUGCACGUCGCGCCACUGCCUGGGCAAGCUGCCCAAGCCGGUGAUGCAGGAGAGCAGCCAUCCCUACGUGGACAACAUGAAUGUGAGUGGAACUGUUCGCAUUCCGGGCGCCGAGAUGCUGCGCAUCGAGUUCGACAGCCAAUGCAGCACGGAGAAACGCAACGAUCCGCUGGUGAUCAUGGAUGCAUCCGGCCGCAUGUUGGCCAUGCGCUCGGGCCGCGAAUUCGCCCACUGGGCGCCCGAGAUCCGGGUGCCCGGCGAUGAGCUGCGCUGGAAGUUCUGCUCGGACAGCUCGGUGAACGGCUGGGGCUGGCGCUUCUGGGUGCACGCCAUCAUGCCGGCUGCCACGCUGGGCGAGAGUGGCUCCGACCGUGCCGUAUUGUCGCAGCCAUCGAUGGCGCUGGUCAUGGCGCUGCUCGAUGCGCGGCUCGCGCCACGCCAGCCCCAGGUGCUGCUCCGGCUGGCCGCGGCGCUGGCGGCCUGCGCCCAACUGGGCGCCCUGAGCACGGCCCAGCGCAUCUGGGCGCUGAAGAAACUGCACGCGGUGCUCCUGCUGGAGCAGGCGCCCAAGCCGCAGGAGCCCGCCUUGGCGGCCAUACUGAUGCCCCUCAUCCCGGAGCUACUGCGUCAGUACGAGUACGAGGAGCCACAGGUGCGCGGAGGCAUUCAUCUGAUGCACUCGGAUUACUUCAAGACGCUGGCGGCGCUCGCCUGCGACAUGCAACUGGACGCCGCCCUGCCCACCAACGGCAGCGGCAUCUGCAGCAGCACUAGCGCGUCUUGCGCCGGAGCAAGCGGAUCUGUGACUGGCUUCAUCGGCGGCGGAGGCGUUGCCGGCGGAGGCGGCAGCAGCAGCAGCCUCAACUCGAACGCAUCGGGGGAUAUGCACAAGUGGGCGUGGUUCAAGCGCUACUGCAUUGCGGUGCGCGUGGCCCAAUCCCUGAUCAGACGCACGGAGCUGCCACGUCAAUUCUGCCUGGAGGUGCGCAAGAAGUUUGCCGAGAUGCUGCCGACGCCAGUGCCCAGUGCAGUGGCUGCUGGCUGUCAAUCUCCGGGCGCCUCGCUGAUCAACUCGACCACAUCGCUCUCGUCCAGCACGGUGAGCAAUGCCUCCGCCACGGACCAGCAGCAGCAGCAGGUGCAGCAGGUGCAGGCGCAUCAAUUGGCCCAGCAGGAGAUGCUGCUGCUGGAGCAGCUGCAGCCGCAGCCGUUGCAGCUGCUGCUGCACGAGGAUCACACACUGUUCCAGGCGCCGCACGAUGCCCAGCUGCUGCAGUGGCUCAAUCGCCGGCCAGACGACUGGGCGCUCAGCUGGGGCGGCGCCAGCACCAUCUACGGCUGGGGCCACAAUCAUCGCGGGCAGCUGGGCGGCCUGGAGGGCAGCAGAAUCAAGACGCCGACGCCCUGCGAGGCGCUCAGCCUGCUGCGGCCGGUGCAGCUGGCCGGCGGCGAGCAAUCCCUGUUUGCUGUCACGCCGGACGGCAAGCUGUUCGCCACGGGCUACGGCUCCGGCGGACGCCUGGGCGUCGGCGGCAGCGACUCGUGGGCCAUACCCACGCUGCUGGGCUCCUUGCAGCAUGUGUUCGUCAAGAAGGUGGCCGUCAAUUCCGGGGGCAAGCACUGCCUCGCCCUGACCACCGACGGCGAGGUGUACGCCUGGGGCGAGGGCGAGGACGGGAAGCUGGGGCACGGCAAUCGCAUGAGCUACGAUCGGCCCAAACUGGUGGAGCAUCUGAAUGGCAUGAGUGUGGCGGACAUUGCCUGCGGCAGCGCCCACUCGGCGGCGAUAACGGCGAGUGGACACGUCCUGACCUGGGGCAAGGGUCGCUACGGUCGCCUGGGACAUGGCGACUCGGAGGAUCAGCUGCGGCCGAAGCUGGUGGAGGCGCUGCUGGGCUAUCGGGCCAUUGACAUUGCCUGCGGCUCGGGGGAUGCCCAGACGCUGUGCAUCACGGACGACGACAAUGUCUGGAGCUGGGGAGAUGGUGACUAUGGCAAGCUGGGACGCGGCGGCAGCGAUGGCUGCAAGCUGCCCUACAAGAUCGAGAGUCUCGCCGGCCUGGGCGUCAUCAAGGUGGAGUGCGGCUCACAGUUCUCCGUGGCGCUAACCAAAUCCGGCGCCGUCUAUACCUGGGGCAAGGGCGACUUCCAUCGCCUCGGCCACGGAUCGGUGGAACAUGUGCGGCGACCCAAGAAAGUGGCCGCGCUGCAGGGCAAGAAGAUCAUCUCGAUUGCGACCGGCUCGCUGCACUGCGUCGCCUGCAGCGACGCCGGCGAGGUCUUCACCUGGGGUGACAAUGACGAGGGACAACUGGGCGAUGGCACCGUGACGGCUAUACAACGGCCACGCCUGGUCGCCGCCCUCCAGGGCAAGCACAUCGUGAAGGUCACCUGUGGCUCGGCCCACACGUUGGCCCUGUCCACCUCGCAGUUGAGUGAGCGACUGCGUCCGCUGCCCAAUCCGCCGCUCGAAUACGACUUGGUGCGUGACCUGCCGCCGGAGGCGCUGCACGCUCGGCUCAUCCUGCUGCACCACUUCUCGGAGCUGCUCUGUCCCUGCCUGGCCAUGCUGCCCAUUUCGGGAGACUUGAGCCUGGGCGCCCUGAAAGACGUGCUCGUCUACAACAUCAAGGAGGCCGCGUUCCGCAAGGUCAUCCAAACGACAAUGGUGCGAGACAAACAGCAUGGACCCGUCAUCGAGCUGAAUCGCAUCCAGGUGAAGCGCUCCCGCAGUCGUUGCAAUGGCUUGGCCGGCGUCGAUGGCAUGAAGAGCGUCUUUGGCCAGAUGGUGCAGAAGCUGCCGCUGCUCACCCAGGAGGCGCUCGCCCUGCCCCACCGCGUGUGGAAGGUCAAGUUUGUCGGCGAGAGCGUGGACGACUGCGGUGGUGGCUACAGCGAGUCCAUUGCGGAGAUGUGCGACGAGCUGCAGAACGGCAGUGUUCCACUGCUGAUCAGCACACCCAAUGGCCGUGGCGAGGCGGGUGCCAACCGAGACUGCUUCCUGCUGGACCCAACCCUGACCUCCGUGCUGCAGAUGAACAUGUUCCGCUUCCUGGGCGUGCUCAUGGGCAUAGCCGUGCGCACCGGCUCGCCGCUGAGUCUCAACUUGGCGGAACCUGUUUGGCGUCAGCUGACGGGCGAGCCCUUGCGCCCCACCGAUCUCACUGAGGUGGAUCGCGACUAUGUGGCCGGCCUGCUCUGCAUACGCAACAUGGACGACGAUACCAAGCUGUUCAACACAUUGGAGCUGCCGUUUUCGACAUCGUCGGCGCGCGGGCACGAGGUGCCGCUGUCCACCCGUUACACGCACAUCUCGCCCAGAAAUCGUGCGGAAUACGUGCGUCUGGCGCUCGGCUUUCGACUGCACGAGUUCGACGAGCAGGUGAAAGCGGUGCGGGACGGCAUGUCCAAGGUGAUACCCGUGCCCCUGCUCUCGCUCUUCUCGGCCGCCGAGCUACAGGCCAUGGUCUGCGGCUCACCGGACAUACCGCUGGGGCUGCUCAAAUCGGUUGCCACCUACAAGGGAUUUGAUCCCAGCUCUGCGCUGGUCGGCUGGUUUUGGGAGGUCAUGGAGGAGUUCACCAACCAGGAGCGUUCCCUGUUUCUGCGCUUUGUCUGGGGCAGAACACGACUGCCGCGCACCAUAGCCGAUUUCCGAGGACGAGACUUUGUACUGCAGGUGCUCGAAAAGAAUCCGCCCGAUCAUUUUCUGCCCGAAAGCUAUACGUGCUUCUUCCUGCUCAAAAUGCCACGCUACUCCUGCAAGGCUGUGCUGCUGGAGAAGUUGAAAUACGCGAUUCAUUUCUGCAAGAGCAUCGAUACCGAUGAAUAUGCGCGCGUGGCCAUGGGCGAACCCACCGAGGCAACUGGGAGCGAGGACAACAGCGAUCUGGAGUCCGUUGCCAGUCACGAUGGCUAAACGCACUAUCGAUAUCAACUAUUUAUCGAUCAUGGAAAUUAAAAGGAAAAUAACCAGCCCGCUGCUGCUGCUACUGCUGCUUAACAUACAAUAAACGAAACGCACUUCAAACGCAUUAGAAUAGCUGUUUAGCUGAUUAAUCGAUUAGUUGAUUAACUGCUUAGCAAUUUGCACAUACUGCAGCAGAUAGUCAAAGAUACCCACUCACGUACACACACACACAUUCACUGACUCACAUAAACGAAUACAGCUUGGGAGAAAGAAAGAGAGAGAAAAAACAAAUGAAAGCGCAAUGUUGAAAGAGUAUAAGACUGGAAAACUUCCAGUGGAAACUGUAGAUGAGCCGAUGCGACCGACACACGAAACCAAAAAGCAAAAUAAGUAAACGUUAAAUGUUAUUUCCAUAUUGCAUAAAUGUUAGUUAAAAAAGUCCAAACACUCACACAUACUCAUAUAUAUGAUGUAUGAGCACACCAUGAAUCUAUUUAGUCUAUACAUACAUAUACAAACAUAAACAUAAUUAUGCUUACAUAGCUUACAGUUGGCAGGAACUGCCGCCUGCCUGCAUGCAGUUGAUAAGAUAUUGAUAUGAAUUACGAAUAUUGAUUAUUGAUAAUGAUAAAUGCUAUAAUGAUAAUGAUAAACGAUAAUAUGCUAAUGAUGAUCAAUUCUAGUUGUGUGUUUUCAGCAAAAAUCCAAAAGAAAAAAAUUAAAUUAAAUUAAAA